GACCCAACUGUGCAUUAGGUCGGCUCCGACUCCGACCCGCAGCCGGCCCUGCCCACAGACAUCGCCCCCUGCCACCGUCGGCGGCGGCGACUGACCCCCGUAGCAAGGCGCCACCGCCACGCUUCGCCCCUGUCGCGCCGCGCGGCCACUUUCUGCGGCUGCUCUACCCCAGGCGAAACCUCCCAUCUCGUCACGAUACCUCAAGUUUCUAGCUACCUGACUGUAUGCAGUAGGAACUACGAUGGAUGGGUCUGAGUCUAGUAGAGGUCGCAGCAAGCAGGAAGUUGAGGAAAAUGUUAAUACAAGGAGCAGUUGGAAGGAGGAACAUGAAAAUCAGGAGAAUGCAGAUAGCAGAAAGUAUUCUGACAGAUCCAGAAAACAUGGAUAUGAAUAUGAAGUUGGGCAUCAGGAUGAUGAUAGGAUGAUCACACCUUCAAAUGAUAGGAAUGAAUCAAUGAGGAACUCAGAUAGAAGCUCAGGCCUGGCCCGCAGUGCUGACGAAGACAUCUAUAAUGUGAGAAAGGACUCACGAUCACCCAAACUUCCAAGGAGAAGCCCUGAUGAUUCCAAGGAUAGGGACUAUGAUAGAAGGAGGGGAAGAGAGGACAAGAAUGAAUGGGAACCUUCAAGAAGAUUUAGCCCCGAUGCUUCUGCUAGGAGUUCCGAGAGGAGGGAGGGUAGCAGGGAGAAGCAACAACGGGACCAAGAGGAAAAGGCUUCAGUCAGGAGGACAGAUGAGGUUUAUGCUGAUGAAAGUGGUGGUUCUCUUAGGGUUGACACAAGAGAAGCCCAAAGGGAUGAUAAAUCAGACAGAGGGAGGGACAGAAGUUGGAAUGAGAAAGCCCGAGAUCUUGAAGGGUCUAAGGAUUAUGGUAGGAACAGUCAGUUGCGAGAUCCUAAGGAGGCAAAUGAUGCUGAAUGGAGAAAUGCACAGGAAAGGCUAGAUGGUGGGAAUUUCCAUGGCCGAGGUGGGUACCGGAGAGAUUCUAGGGGUAGAUCUGAAAGUGUUAGAGGUCCCUCAACCUAUGGGAAUCGAUAUGACAAUUCUGAUUCCAUAGAGAUUCGGCCUAAUAGUAAUCUUAAUUUUGGAAGGGAGGGCUCUGCUUCUGGGAGAAGAUUUGAAGUGGGAGCACAUCGGGAUUCAGUACCAGGAGGAACUGAUGAUAAAUCCACUGAUUAUCCUGAAUCAGAUCCAAGUGGCGGCACCAGCAUGGUUUCUUCAUUUCCUCAACAAGGUCCAAAAGGUGAUAGACCAUCUAGAGGAGGAAGGGGGAGGCCAAAUGGAAGGGAUUCUCAAAGAAUUGGAGUUCCAAUGCCAAUCAUGCCUCCUCCAUUUGGUCCUCUCGGCCUGCCACCAGGACCAAUGCAGCAUAUGGGACCAAAUAUUCCGCAUUCCCCAGGUCCUCCUCUUCUACCUGGCGUCUUCAUGCCGCCAUUUCCAGGACCUCUUGUGUGGCCUGGAGCACGAGGUGUUGAUGUGAAUAUGCUUUCUGUUCCUCCCAACCUUCCCAUGCCUCCUCCAGUUGCUGCUGAACAUAGGUUUACACCAAAUGUGGGAGCUGGUUCUGGUCAUAAUAUUCACUUAAAUCAAAUAGACACUGGGUUAGGUGCUCCAACAGAUGUAUCAGGAUUGGGUUACAAUCAUAUGGGCCCGCAAAGCCGUGACAUGCUCCAUGAUAAACCAGGUUGGACGCCACAUAGGAACAGUGGACCAAACAGAAAAGCUCCUUCAAGGGGUGAACAAAAUGAUUACUCACAGAACUUUGUGGACACUGGCAUGCGGCCUCAAAAUUUCAUUAGAGAACUGGAUCUUACAAGCGUAGCAGAGGACUAUCCAAAGUUGAGAGAACUCAUACAGAGGAAGGAUGAAAUCGUUGCGAAGUCAGCUUCACCGCCAAUGUAUUACAAGUGUGACCUGCGGGAACAUGUUCUUUCUCCAGAAUUUUUUGGUACCAAGUUCGAUGUUAUUCUUGUGGAUCCUCCAUGGGAGGAGUAUGCCCAUCGUGCACCAGGAAUCACAGAUCACAUAGAAUAUUGGAAUGCUGAGGAGAUUAUGAAUUUGAAGAUUGAGGCUAUUGCAGAUACACCCUCCUUUGUGUUCCUUUGGGUUGGCGAUGGUGUAGGCCUUGAACAGGGUCGUCAAUGUCUAAAGAAGUGGGGAUUUCGUAGGUGUGAGGAUGUUUGUUGGGUGAAAACGAACAAGAAAAAUGCAACACCAAGUCUGCGGCAUGACUCACAUACAUUGUUGCAGCAUUCAAAGGAGCAUUGCUUGAUGGGCAUAAAAGGAACAGUGCGUCGUAGCACGGAUGGUCACGUCAUCCAUGCAAAUAUUGACACAGAUAUAAUUAUAGCUGAAGAACCAACUGAUGGUUCAACAAAAAAGCCUGAGGACAUGUAUAGGAUCAUUGAGCAUUUUGCUCUUGGAAGGAGGCGGCUUGAACUCUUUGGCGAGGAUCAUAACAUCCGUCCAGGCUGGCUUACUCUUGGGAAAAAUUUAUCUUACUCGAACUUCAACAAAGAGACAUAUAUUAGGAAUUUUGCGGACAAGGAUGGAAAAGUAUGGCAAGGAGGUGGUGGUCGAAACCCUCCCCCAGAGGCUCCUCACCUUGUUGUGACAACUCCGGAGAUCGAAAGCCUGAGGCCCAAGUCACCCCCAGCAAAGAACUAGCAGCUGUGGUCAAUUUUGCAGAGCUGGCUACAUUUUUGAAACUGUAGCUUUAACGCUGUUGAAGGUCCAGCUGAGGCCUUGUGAAUUUUCCGUCCGCACAAUUAAAAUUUUUCCGACGGCUCAGUCUGGAGCAACUAUCUGUGAUGGAAAAUACGAUUCACUUUCUCCUAUUGGUGUUCUUUUAAUGCGUCCAAUACUUUUAUGCU
Setaria italica (foxtail millet) is the source of this 2874-nucleotide messenger RNA. RefSeq names its product methyltransferase-like protein 1. Gene Ontology annotation, cellular component: RNA N6-methyladenosine methyltransferase complex; nucleus. Gene Ontology annotation, molecular function: methyltransferase activity; mRNA binding. Bases 242 to 2668 code for a protein of 808 amino acids. NCBI's taxonomy places the organism in Eukaryota, Viridiplantae, Streptophyta, Magnoliopsida, Poales, Poaceae. The transcript is spliced from 7 exons. The record is from RefSeq and is a predicted model, not a curated record.